AUGCCUUCUGCCACAACCCAGCUCCCUUCCGCAUCUCUUGCAAACCAGGCAGACAAGCUUGAAGAGCUCGCUGUCAAGUUGACAUCCGCGGCGAAGACCAUGCGCGCGGGUAAUGAACCUUCCCAGAAGGAGCACGACACACUUGUCUCUACGAUCCGCAAUGUCGGCAAUGCGGUACACACACCAUUAGAUGACGUAUAUGACACCAGCAUGGCGUGGUGUAAGGCUGCUGCCAUCCGCCUCCUGGUAAACUGGAAGGUCUUCGAAAACAUACCCGAAUCAGGAUUUAUCCGCUAUCAAGAUCUCGCCGAGAAGGUUGGCGGAGAUGCGGUUCUCAUCAAACAUUCGACUCACAUCUUGAAUUAG
Molecule: messenger RNA, 366 nt
Organism: Colletotrichum chrysophilum
Lineage: Eukaryota; Fungi; Ascomycota; Sordariomycetes; Glomerellales; Glomerellaceae
Exons: 2
Coding region: 1-366 (121 amino acids)
Source: RefSeq, a predicted model, not a curated record